This is a messenger RNA of Gasterosteus aculeatus aculeatus (three-spined stickleback), 9147 nucleotides long. It is a transcript of the gene myo16, whose product is annotated as myosin XVI. Gene Ontology annotation, biological process: negative regulation of G1/S transition of mitotic cell cycle; phosphatidylinositol 3-kinase/protein kinase B signal transduction; neuron projection morphogenesis. NCBI's taxonomy places the organism in Eukaryota, Metazoa, Chordata, Actinopteri, Perciformes, Gasterosteidae. Gene Ontology annotation, molecular function: protein phosphatase binding; ATP binding; actin filament binding. The record is from RefSeq and is a predicted model, not a curated record. Gene Ontology annotation, cellular component: nucleoplasm; myosin complex; perinuclear region of cytoplasm.
UUCUCGGCUGGGAAGACGCUGCGCGGUGCUUAUCUGGCUGUGGGCGAGCAGAGCUAGAAACACCGAAGCUCCCCUCCGCUUGAUCUAGGGAGUGAAUGUGUUUGCGUGUGUGUGUGUGUUUGUGUGUGUGUGUGUGUGUGUGUGUGUGUGUGCGUGGUUGGGUCAGGGUCUGUGCACAUGUAGAUGCCGCAUGGGCUGCAACCGGACCUGCUGGUGAAUAAUGCAGACAAGGAAGCGGCGUAUGGACAGCAUGCUGGGUGCCAGAUUAGUAAUGCGUCCUGCCGGGUUCCGAGCGCUGCGUUCGUCCUGCAGGGACCUGUAGCUGCCCACUGUCUGCCUGCCUGCUGCACCGCCCGGCUUCCCGCCCACCUUCCUUCCUUUCUACCUGACUGGCGAACUGUCUGACUUAUCAGAAAAUGUCUCACUACCAUUUCAUCAAAUGCUGUUGUUUCCAGCUAUGUAAUGUCUUUCGUCAAAACAUGGAGAUAGACCAGUGUCUGCUGGAGUCCCUCCCCGUCGGCCAGCGCCAGCGGCUGGUCAGGAGGAUGCGCUGUGACCAAAUACGGGCGUACUACGAGAGGGAAAAGAGCCUUCAGCGCCAGCAAGGCGGGAUCAAGGUUCGAGCGCCGCCCACCGGCCCCGAGAGGCGACACGUCCGCUUCAGCCUCGCCGACUCCGUGCAGGACGCCGUCAUUCGCCAUGACGACAGAGAAGUAUUGCGGCUCCUGAAGGAAGGAGCAGACCUCAACGCCCCCACUUCCUCCGGGGGGUCCUUGCUACACCUGUGUGCUCGCCACGGCAACGUGUUCGCCGCGGAGCUUCUGAUUGAGCGCGGCCUGAGCGUCGACCUGCAGGACGAAGACCUGUGGACCGCCCUGCAUGUGGCGUGCGUGUGCGACCAUGCGGACGUGGUGCUGCUGCUGCUGCUGACGGGGGCUAAUGUUCUGCUGCAGGACGUCAACGGAAACGUUCCUCUGGACUACGCCGCCGAGGGAACAGAGACCGGCUUUAUUCUCCGAAAACACCUGGAGGAAAAAGGCGUGGACGUGUCAUCUGUGCCCACAAUGAAGAUGCAGAGCGCCAGCACCAUGCUCUCUGAUGUCAGACAGCUGGUGGCCACCGGAGGAGGCCUCAACCUGCCCAACGACGACGGCGUCACUCUGCUGCACAUAGCGUGUGCCAGCGGCUACAGGGAGGUGGUGUCUGUGUUGUUGGAGAGUGGAGCCGACCCUCAUCCAGCCGACAACCAUUUCUGGACCCCUCUCCACCUGGCUGCUAAAUAUGGACAGACGAGCAUCGUUAGUCAGCUCCUGAGGCACCGAGCGAACCCGACUCUGUUGAACUGCAGCCAAGACAAGCCCUCAGACAUUUCCACAUGUGAGCCCAUUGCUGAUAUGCUGCAGAAUGCAGAGGAGAGCUGGCUGCAGAGACUAAAAGACCCCUCCGCUCCUCUACCUUCCACUGACCAACGCUACGAUGAUGGCUCUCACGACCUCAACGCUCCUGUCAAGAACUUGAACCCUCUGGGUCUCUCUCUCUCUAAGCGGGACUGUCUGCUGGAGCGCUGUGCCAUGUUCAGAGAGGCCAGCGGAGCGCUGAGCCGACAGCCCUCUCAGGACAACGGCCUGGACGGACCCUCGAGCUCUGGAGCCAGCAAACUGGAGCAGGUCAAGCUGAUGCCUCCCGCUCCCAAUGACGACCUGUCGUCCCUCAGUGAGCUGACCGACAGCAGCCUGCUCUACGAGAUGCAGAAGCGCUUUGGAAACGACCAAAUCUACACUUACAUUGGACACAUCCUCCUGCUGGUCAAUCCGAACAAAGAGCUGCCCAUCUACUCCACUUUGGUGAGUCAGUUGUACCUGAGCUCCACGGGUCGUCUGUGCUCCUCUCUGCCUCCUCACAUCUUCUCCUCAGCAGAGCGGGCCUACCACAUGAUGCUGCAGGAAGGACGCCCGCAGUGUUUCAUUUUGAGUGGUGAAAGUGGUUCUGGGAAAACGGAGGCCUGUAAGCACAUCGUGAGACACCUGGCAGCCCGCUCCAGCCCCAAAGGCUUUACGCUGGAGCCCAGAAUGAAGCAUGUUAACUGCAUUCUGGAGGCCUUCGGUCAUGCAAAGACUCUGAAGAACAACAACUCCAGCCGCUUCAUCAAGUUGUUGACCAUCCAAUACUGUGACAAGAGGAAAACCCUGCUCAGAGCCCGUGUGAACACCCACAUGCUGGAGAAGUCUCGCCUGGUCCACCUGCCUCCUCACCAACACGGCUUCAACAUCUUUUAUUUGAUGGCUGAAGGCCUUUCGCCUGAGGAGAACAGCGCACUUUACUUCAACAAUGUCCUGGCUCAUAGGUACCUGAGUGGAGGACUUGGACAGAACCCUCCCAUGGCGACAGCGUCUGCCCACAGCAGAGAACGCCUCGCAGCAGUGAAACAGGCCCUGCGAGCCCUGGGCUUUAACAAACAGGAGAUUGACUCUGUGUUUAUGCUGCUAUCGGCUGUGCUCCACAUUGGGGACCUACGUUUCACUGCACUGCCGGAUGCCAAUACAGCCUUCCCUUCUGACCUCCAGUUGCUGGAGAGAGUUGCCGGCUUGUUGCAGGUGUGCUCCCACGACUUAAGUACCGCCCUCACCUCUGACGUUCAGUACUUCAAAGGUGACGUAAUAACUAGAGGCCACACAGAGGAGAUGUCGGAGCAGCACAGAGACCAGCUGGCAAAGGCGAUCUAUGGACGCCUCUUCAGCUAUCUGGUCAACAGUAUCAAUGACUACCUACAUGGACAAGAUGACGGCAUCGGUGACCCCGCUAUGGAAAUCGGGAUCUUGGACAUAUUUGGGUUUGAAGAAGUUCAGAGGAACGGAUAUGAGCAGCUGUGCAUGAACAUGACCAACGAGCGGCUGAGGCAGUACGUCUCUGAGGUGCUAUUCCAGCAGGAGCAGUCUGAGUGUCUGCAGGAGGGCAUUGCCAUGGAGACCCCUCGCUCCCCCGGCAACCAGACAACCGUUCUGGACUUCUUUCUUCAGAAGCCUCAGGGACUGCUGUGCGUGUUGGACGAGGAGAGCCAGAGCCUGCGGCCGGCAGAGCAGACCCUGUACAAGAGGCUUUCCACCCAGCUGGACUCCAAUCCGACCCACGGUCUCUCUCUCACAACCAAGGACGGCAACGGAAACCCGCCGCCCAAAGACCAGGGCCCGGCAUUCACCGUCAGCCACUAUGCCGGACAGAUAUGCUAUGAUCUCACAGGAUCCCUCGCUAGAAACAAGGACUCUCUCCCUCAGAACAUCCUGUUCAUGAUGAAGUCCAGUGAGAGCGUGUUACUGCAGCAGCUCUUCCAGUCCAAGCUGACUCAGACUGGUUCUCUGGUGCCAGCAGCCCACGGCCGUGUCGGGUUGAGGGGGCCCAAAGCUGCCCAGUUGCUCCACAGGGGGCCACCGGCCUCCCUGGUCACUGCCAACUUUGUGCCACAACAGUCCCAAAGAUGCUAUGACUAUACCAAGAUCUUGAAGAAGAAAGGCUCGAGCUCCUUCCUCCAAAGGCUUGAGCGCUGCGGGCCCAUCACAGUGGCCGUCCAGCUCAGGAACUCUCUGUCGGAGGUGAUCAGUAAGCUGCAGGCUUGCACUCCUCACUUUGUGGAGUGCGUGCGCCCCGACGCCAGGGCUCAGCCCGACAGCUUUGACAGCUCCCAUGUGUCUACCCAGCUGCAGUACAUCGGGGUUCUCGAGAUGGUGCGCACGAUCCGUUAUGGAUACCCCGUCCGCCUGUCCUUCCCAGGCUUCCUCAGCAGAUAUAAAGACCUUGUUGUCCCAACUUUGGGGGACAAGAAGAAAUUGUCACCGGAGGAGAGAUGUCGCUCAGUUCUGCAGCAGUCCAAACUACAGGGAUGGCAGAUGGGCAUCAGCAAGGUCUUCCUGAGGUAUUGGCAGGCGGAACAGCUCAACGACCGCUGCUACCAGUUUCAUAAAAAGAUCAUCACCUGCCAGAAAGUGGUCCGUGGCUGGCUGGUCCGGCGGCGUGUUCGUCACCGGCUGUCGUUGCAGCAGAAAGACGAGUGCAGUGUGCAGCGUUUCCUGCAGGGGACAGAAAAUAUGGGGCUGCGAACCUACGACCACUUGGUCAUCCAGAACGCUUCCGACAUCGCACGAGAGAGCGACCGCCUACGCUGCCAUGGCAACAGCCUUCCCAACGCCCUGGGCAAUAGCCCACCGCUUGGCGAGCGGCCCGAGCCGGUGGGCAAGGAGGAGGAUCAGCCUGUCAGGAGGGUUGUGGAUAAAAGCGUGAAAGUCUAUGACGGUCCUGUCAAUGGGGGCAGUCGAGUUAUUCGCCACUUUCGCUCCAGCUCAGUUCCCAUCCCCCUCGCCAUGGAGAGCUUGGUCCAUUCCUCUGCUGGUCCAUCCAUCAAACCAGCCCUGCAGCAGGCUGCUCAUACCAAUGAGGACACAGCAUGCGGGGGAGGUCUUUCCUCUCCCCGGAAGCAACCUCCGCCCAAACCAAAGAGGGACCCCAACACUCGCCUGAGUGCAUCUUAUGAAGCAGUCAGUGCAGGCUUGACGAUGGCAGUCAAAGAGUGCCCCACUCCAGAAGGGUUUGGUUCGCCAGCCGGAAGCCCUCCUAAGUCCCAGCUGUCCCCCACAGACCCCGCAGCCCUGUCCAAACCCCGUCCCCACAGCGAUGACUACACAACCAUGAGGAAGGUGCCUCCUCCAAAACCGAAGCGCAGUCCCAACACCAAGCUGUCGGGCUCCUAUGAGGAGAUCAACGCUGUGGCCCACCACAUCCACCAGCUGCGUCCUGCCGACGUAAAGCUAGCCCUGCUGUCCCGUGCCGGGGGGUUCGGAGGGUUCGGCGGUUUGCUGCAGAAAGCGGCCUCUGUGGACGCCCCGCAAGGCUUAGGGCUGAGCCUUUACCAGAGCCGAGAUGACGAGGACGUGUACAUCGAGAUGGUGGGCUCCCAGCCGCGGGCUCGAAGUCUCCAGGAGCCCCCCGACAGUCCCGAGCCGGCCGACUCCGAGGCAGUUUAUGAGGAGAUGAAAUACUAUCCUCACGAGGACGGUGCGAAGCCGUCCGCUGUGGUUAGCAAGGCCGCCAAGUUGGAGGCACUCGGCUUGAGCCUGGUUGGAUUGGGGCCCUCUCUUUCUCAGACGGACAGCAAACGGAUGGCGGACAUUUCUCACUCCCGGAGCGCCCCCAACGGUGGAGUCCUCAAAACCCAUGGCAAAGACAGCGGCUGUGACAUCCCUGCUCCCUUCCCCAACUUGCUUCCCCACCGUCCACCUCUGCUGGUGUUUCCCCCGUCUCCCGUCACCUGCUCCCCUGCGUCAGACGAGUCGCCCCUGACCCCGCUAGAGGUUAAGAAGCUGCCUGUGUUUGAAACAAACCUGAACUACGCCACUGGCCCGGACAGCCCCCUCUCCCCACAGUUUUCCCGCCAGAGGGCCGACUCCUCCCCCAGCCUCACCGUCCUCAUGCCAGAGAAAAAGUCCACACCUCCUCUGACCCCUCCACCUCCGCCACCUGCUCCGAAUGCUGCUCCUCCUCCUCCCUACAGACCCCCUUCCUACUUCCCCUUCCCGCCUGAGGCUAACUUUCUUUCUCUGACCCGAGCAGCGUCCGUCACGGGCAGCUCGGACGCCCCCAAACUCGCAUCCUCUAAUAGGACAGGCGGGGAACCCCUUGGCAAGCCGCCUCCCUACUCCCCUGCCAAGAUGUCACGUCCUGAACCCCGGCGAGCACACUCUUGCUCCUCCUCUCCCCUGCUGUUCAACCCAGCCAACGGCAGACCCCUGACCAGCCCGCUGGAUGAGCUCAACACUCUGUUCAGCUCCGGGCGCAGCCUGUUGCGGAAGUCCACCCCAGCGCGCAAGAUGCGAGACGGAGGAUUCAAUUCUAAUAUCAAUCUGCCAGGGAGGGAAGAUUAUGGCUCGGCCCCCACCUCGCCAUCUCUGCAGCUACAGGACAAGAACGCUAACAACCACACGCAUCCUCGCUGCCCGAGCCCCGCCCCCAUGGAGAACGGCAACCAGAUCUCCAAUGGGUCACGAGAGGACGAGAGUCACAGCAAGUCCAACACUUCCAGCGCCACUUCUCUGCACAGACACAUGGACAGCCAUCAUACUCAGGUGUUCCAGCGCCUGCGUCUGUCCAGCAGGGACCAGAGUGUCACCCUUGGGGAGCUUCUGCGAUGGCGGCGAGCGCAGUGUGAGGGGCGGGGUGACUGGAGGCACCGUCCAUCCCAGUCCCCGCCCCCCACGCUGCUCUGGACCAAUAGGAAGGCCUCUCCAUGACAGAGGUUGUGAGCUGCACUCUUAUGCAUCGGCCCUGCUUUUCUUUUUCUUUUCUUUUUUAUACGUGGACCAUCCGACCUCGAUGCUCAGGGGCGAAGUCGUCGCUCCAAGACCCAAAGCAUGAGCCUUGUCCCUGGGCCCAAAGCGCCGCCUCGGCACCUCUUGACUCGAGGAUUGCCCCGAAGAUCAGCCCUCUGUAGCGCCGGCAAUUGUCUGUAAAAAAAACCCCAAACAAACAAAACAACAUGUGGAAUUCUGACACAGCAAAGGUCCAUGAGGUUGUGAUUUAAGUCAUUCAGAUGAUUUUUCUUUUCAGUUCUGCUGAGAAGUAUGAUGUCCAGGCUGAAUUAAAGAUCAGACCAGCAGUGUUUUAAUAGUAGUCAGAUAUUAAAGGGUCCUUUUAGUCUCUUUGUAUCAUGUUGUUCUGCUGCAGACAAAGAAGUUGGACCCUUGAAUAUGGUGCUGAUUCCGCUGGACGUGCUGUCCUGUGCUGUUCCCAUGAAUGCUUGUGUGUGUGCGCCGCAGACGCUCAGAAGUUUACAUGUCAACAGACGUCUUCGUACGCCUCCAGUUUUUAGCAUCAGUGGACUGGCUCCGAUAUGGGACCUUUUUGCAACCAGAGGUCAGAGUAACCUCAGUAUAUCCCAGGGUGCACUUCUCUCUUUCUCUCAUAGUGACGACCAGCCUUUUGAGGAAUAAAAACCUCCAGCUUCAAUGGCACCUACUGCGCUAACCUUUACUAGGAAACAGAGCCAAAACCAGUCCUGCUUUGGUUUAAGGUGUGACGGCAACGCCAAAGUUACAGAGCUUUAGCUGGCAGGUAUACAGUUUGUUGUGAACAAAGACUGUGCCAAAGUGACACAACUUGUGAAAGAUGCGUCUAAACUAACAAGUAUAGUUCUAAGAUCAAAUAUAUACACACAUAGUCCUCGAAUAUAGAAAUGUACAGACUGAGUUUAAAUGACCAAAUAUAGGUGGUGCUGCGAUUCAGUGGUGUUUCUAGAUCGGCCAGAAGGAAGAAAAAUAAAUAAGAAUUGUGCGUUGUUGUUCAGGAGAUUGUGCAGAGCUCAGGAACUCGCGCACGGACAAACCCUAUUGUACAGAUUCCUCCACCUUCCACGCCCUCCCCUCUUCUCCGCCCUUAACCCGAACUAGCAGACCCCUUCCCCCACUUGGUCAUUGACCCCCCACCCCACACACACACCUUCUCAAUGGGUAUAACCUGCUCUACUGGUGUUUCCAUGGUAACUGCUUUGUAAAUAGUGACCAGUGUUGUAUGUUCUAGCUUUCACUACAAGAGGAGAAGCACAGAGAUAGAAUUAAAAGGUGAGGAGGAGGUAAGAUAAUACUGUCUAUGAUGGUGAAACGAAGAUUCCAGAAUGUCUUGGGUUAGAUGCAAUGACUAAGGUAAAGAGAAGAGGUUUAUUUUAGGAUGGAAUACCUUUUUUUUCUCAGAAUGAUUGUCUACUAUGAAAUUCUCUAUUCGCUAUCCAUCCUUAGUUGUUUGGUUGUAGUUCCUCUGAUGCGAUGCAGAUGUUUUAGUGCACAAUGUUGAUGUGGUUUCUUGUUGACUUCUCAAUGGGCUGGAUGUGUCUCAACGAGCUGUUUGGUCAGCGGAGAUCGGUUCGGAUUGUUUAGAGCCACAAAGUAUCAAUGGCUGUAAUUGAUUUCUCAUUCCCACUGAUUGAUUCAGCCUUACGAAUUAGCAGUCCCAUCACAGGAUCGAUCUCGGCUGCUGUCACUGCGCCUUGGUGCACAAAUAUUCAAGAGGAAUUAGAGAAGAUCGCUGAUAUUCAAGAGAUGGCGACUGAGCUGAGCUGUGCUUUCGACUGACUGGCUGAAUGUAUAGACUUUUAUUUUAAACUGUUACUGCCUGAAACCCUGUGUAACUUAUUACUGAAACAUGCACCUGUAUCUUACAGUGUACCUGACUCCUCAAUGUGAUUCUUGUCUUCAGAAGUUAUGCGUCAAGUUUUAUUAUAUAUUUUUUGUCUUUUAAGGGGCUAGUAAGGAUGCAGCAUUUUUUAAUAAUCUAUUGAUUUGCUCCAUGAUUCACACUUUGGAUGCUGCUAUUGGGGUUGCAUGAAUAGUGCAGUAAUGCAAUGCAGAACUAUGUCAAACAUCCACAUCAUAGUAUGGUUCAGCUCGUUCACACAAGGACUCUAAUGUAUCCGCAAUCAAGCAAAAUAGAAAAGAACCAAGAACAAGCCUAUGAUCCACGCCAAUAAAAGAACUUACAUCCUCUCCAUUGGCCCUUCAUUAUGAUAAGUGUUCGCUUACUCAUGUUUAUUAUGGAUGUUUACUGAAACGAUGAAAUGAGAUGAAUUGUUUUUUUUAUUGUCUUUUAAAGAAUAUCAGCGCUUUUGGGCCUGAGCCUUUAUAAUGUGCUCAUGCAGAAAAAGACUGUCUAAUGUGAACUGCUCCUUACUGCACUGUGAAUUCCCACACUGUCCAUCCAUCUACAUCCACCUUAGCAUAUCGGCUGCAUCGGAUACGAUCCCCGGCCGUAGCUCUGUUGUAUGCGUUGGUCAUCUGCCAGUCGCUUCCGUUAGUACGGAAUCUAAAACGCUCGUCUCUGAGAUCCGCUCUCUGGUGCUACAGCCAGUGCCGAUUGGCCAACUUGUUGUCCCUAGUCCACUUACAGCCGUUUGGAGACACAAUAUUUUAGCAUCUGAAUGGGGGCAUCUCACUGCCUUUCAUAGUGUUCUUUUUUUUAUUUUUUUAUUUUAUGGUAAUGUUUCUUUUGUACAUGACAUUUUUAACAGGCAUAAUAUGUGGUUGUGGAUAGAAAAGAUUGUAUGUGAUGUUUCAUCAUUAUGUUUCCACUGUUUUAUAAGUCUACCUGUACAGCAAUAAAGCACAAUUGUGUCAA